AUGGGGCAGGAAGUUCACAACACGCUUCCCAACCAUAGGCAUCCAGCCCAUUGGAGGGACCUACAGAAAUCCCCCGACAGGGCAGCCACAGUUCCAUCAGUAUUAUCCACCGCAGCAUAUCGUUCCCCUCCCCAUACAAGAACUAGGGGCUCCGGUGUAUCAAAAUGCCCUAGAAUUGCAGAUGGUAGGGGAAGCGUUGAAAACUCACCAUUCGUCGCAUGGAUACAGAACUAUCCCUUCCCGAAGGAUUUAAAAUACCCCUCUCAUCUUGGAACAUACAAAGGGAAAAGCGACCCGGAUGACUUCAUUGAAGCAUUCGAAGGCGUGGCCGAGAUGAAGGUCUGGAAUGUACUGGUUGCGUGUCGAAUGUUCAGGUAUGCACUCGAAGGGGAUGCCCGAGAAUGGCUAAAAAACGUGGCGAAAGGGUCCAUCACUAGCUUCGAAGACCUUAAGGAAAAAUUUAGAGCCCGCUUUAGCCAACAGAAGAAACAUAAGAAACUACACGUGGCCGCCCAUGGGGUAAAGCAGAAGGAAACAAAGGCUUGUAGGGUGUUCCUUGACAGGUUCACCACCGAAACAGAAGAUAUCGUAGACCUUUCCGAGUCACAAAGGAUAUCGGCGUUAUUGCAUGGACUCCGAAGCAGGGGACUCGUUGAAUUUCUGUAUAGUGACCUCCCGAAAACUUACGAAGCUGUCCAGAGAAGAGCGCACGUAUAUGCAAGGGACACCGCGCCAAAAGGAGACAUUAGCCCGACUCGGGACAAAGAGACUCAGGCGAAUAUAAAAGGGAAAUGGAAUGACGACAGAGAAAGGCCAAGGUACAGCCCGUAUAAUAAGGACGAAAAAGGAUACCUAAAGGUCAACCUCCCCGAACUCCACAAGAGCCCGAAGGAGAUAUUCCUCACUAAAAGUGUCGCAAAGACCUUCCCAACACCUCCCAGACUGAGCGGUAAAAAUAGGAAGGAUCCUGAAAAAUAUUGUGAGUUUCACAGGGAUUACGGCCACGACACGAAUACAUGUUGGCAACUGAGAAAAGCAAUUGAAGAAGCAAUCAACGAGGGAAAACUGUCACACUUGGUGAAAAGCGUCAGACAACGGCAAUAUCCUAAAAAGGAGGAUGACACAGAUGACAAAAAGAAAGUCCCCGACAAAACCAUCUACACCAUCGUGAAGAAAAAGAUUGGAAAUUCGUCCCAAAGAACCUACAGGGGGAAUGUACCCAGCAUCACCUUCCCACCCAUCUAUAACGGCAGAAUCUUCAGAGACCCCCUAAUCAUUUCGGCAUUCCUAGAAGUUUCAAAGGUAAAAGAAAUAGUAGUAGAUACCGGGAGUGAGUGUAAUGUCUUGUACGAAGAAGUAUUCUGGAAGCUGCACCCUUUGUCACGGAUGAACUUCAGAAAGGCAAGGGCUUCGGUUCAAGGGUACUCUGGCAACACAGACAAACUGUUGGGAAAACUAAGUGUGCAAAUAACAAUCGGAAAGGGACAUUGGAAACGAAAAGAGAAGAUCACAUUCAUGGUAGUUAGUGGAACUUCCCCUUUUCAAGCAAUUUUGGGCAGGCCCGGAAUUCAAAAGUUCGGAAUGAUUCCAUCCGUAAUGCACGGCCUGAUCAUGUACGAAACAAAUGGGAGAAUAGCAACCUUAGAAGGGAAGGCCAAAAAGCUUUCUAAUGAAGGCCGAGACGGCUGUGGCAAAAUAACUAUGAAUGACAGGCCAUAUUAUGGAUAA
Molecule: messenger RNA, 1728 nt
Organism: Erigeron canadensis
Lineage: Eukaryota; Viridiplantae; Streptophyta; Magnoliopsida; Asterales; Asteraceae
Exons: 1
Coding region: 1-1728 (575 amino acids)
Source: RefSeq, a predicted model, not a curated record